UUCUGCAGAUUUACGUAUUCCUAAACUAACAACUUGUAUUAUAUUUACAGAGAAGAAUUCAGAAUCUUCAUAUGAGAAGUCAUAUUCUUCUGUACCAGUCCUUUAUAAAUUCGGACCUGCUGUUAAAGACCACAUGACCCCCGUUGAAGAUGAUGGCACAAGUGGCAAAAUUCAAAUGAGACAUUCCUUCAAAUACUUUGGCGAAAUUUACAGAGACCUCUUUGUCAAUAACAACGGAGCCAUUUCUUUUGAUGCCGAAGUCACCAAGUACACCCCAGAUCCUUUUCCCAUCGAGGAUAUCUGUAUCAUCACGCCAUACUGGGCAGAUUCGGACAAUGAAAUAGAAGGAAAAGUCUUUUACUCAGAGCGCACAGAUUCUGAAACUUUGGAGAGGAUAGAAAAAGAUAUGGCUCAUUACUUCCCUAAUUUAUACUUCAAACCAGUUUGGAGCUUUGUUGCAACUUGGUACAAAAUGGCUUACUAUGGAUCAGAAUCUGAUAAGACAAACACGUUUCAAGCGAUUCUCACCACCGACAAUCACAGGUCCAUCGUAAUGUUUAACUAUGGUGACAUGCAGUGGACAACAGGCACAGCCAGCGGUGGAGAUCCCUUGACAGGCCUUGGUGGUGUUCCUGCACAGGCUGGAUUCAAUACUAAAGGCAACCACUUCAGCAUUCCGGGCUCCCAGACCGAUCACAUCCUUAACGUCAAGACUAGUAGUAACGUGGAGACUCCCGGCCGAUGGAUAUUCCAAGUGGAUGAAUUCAAAAUGCCAGGAGGAUGCAUUUUCGAAGCCAGUUACAUGCAGUUCGGACAGUCUGUGUGGAGGGACGACACAUGCAGCACCAAAUGUAUCUGCAAACACGAUGGGACGAUGGAUUGCGACCCCAUGCCCUGUCCUGAGAACCUGAUUUGUGUUCCAUCAGGGAAACACUUCAUGUGCCAAAUCGACGAAGAAGACUGUUAGAUCCCAAUGUUGGGAAUAAGACGUGUAUUGAGUCGUUUUACCUGCUUGCUUUUCUUCCUUGCAGCCUGUCGGCUUUUUCUGUCCCUUCUCUCCGUCUCUGUCCGUCUCUGCACCCGGCUGGUUGGUUUGUCACAGUUUUGUAUCUGCUCAUAGAGAGUAUACUGUUGCACAUGAGUGAGCAAGGUGUGAAUGGUGAUACCUUUUAGCAAACACAUAUAAUAAAUCUUCACUUCAAAUACUUAUUGGGGGACAUGAUUUUCACAAGUUAUAAAAAUCCGGUAAACGUCUAUGACAGACUAAUGGGUUUGUCUCCUAAAAGGUAUCACCGACCAGCCCGGCUACUGCUUUCCUGGACCAAACUAUCAACAAACAGCUGCACACAGGAGAUAAAGUCGUCUGGGUUUAGUUGGUACCAUUGUGUGACAUCGAGAGUGACUUGUAAGCCAAGCCAAUAUUAGGUCAAAGCUCUAACAAGAUACCACCAUGGCAAUAUGAGUCAUUGUCAUAGAUCGUAGCCUCGUAUGAGCAGGGCCUUCAUCACCUCUCGUCUCAUAUAUUCUGUAUGUUAAUUACUUGUUCUCAAAUAUUCCCAUUUUAUAAUUGUACAGCGCUGCAGAACAUGUUGGCGCUAUAUAAAUUCUAUUAAUAAUAAUGAAUGAUUAUAAAGAGACUCCUUUUCAGUUAAUCUAAUUGUUCUUAUUGGCAAUUUUUCAUCGACUUUCAAGAAUGACAUUAUAAUGUAAGAACGCAGCCAGGAUACAGAUUUAAUUUGUCUUCUGACAGUUUAUAGACAGAUACGAUAGAUUUGCUAUUAUUCAGGUUAUUGAUUGAUCCUCGUCAUAGUUUCUAAGCGUGACAUCAUGCUUUCCUCAUUAAAUAUUGUUUUCCUUGAA
Molecule: messenger RNA, 1860 nt
Organism: Pelobates fuscus (common spadefoot toad)
Lineage: Eukaryota; Metazoa; Chordata; Amphibia; Anura; Pelobatidae
Product: alpha-tectorin-like
Exons: 6
Coding region: 134-967 (277 amino acids)
Biological process (GO): cell-matrix adhesion
Source: RefSeq, a predicted model, not a curated record